GAUUGAUUUGCAGCGGAUUGUCUACCAUGCGUGUAUGGUGAUUUGUUGCAUGGACGGCGGCGAGCAAAAGGCGUUGGAUGGAUCUGUCCGCCGGCACGGAGGCAUUCGCGCGGCCGGAACGGAGCACCUGUCGACGUCGGGGGCGUGAGACAGACGAACAUGCUGGUCCAAUGCAUCGCUGCCUCCCUCCUCGCAUGGAGGCGGGUGGCGCGAGCACGUGAUUCGAGACCUUGAUGGCAAGGCAUGGCCACCUUUAUUAGCAGGCCUGCACAUUUUCUUGUAUCUACAACGUCCAUCCUCUGUUCCACUACGACGCUUCCCUACCUCACUCCACUUGUCACGUCUGAAAGCGAGCCCGAGGCGCUUGGGGGAUGGAUGGGAUUCCUCCGGAGCUGCCUCCCCCCUCCAUCCUUUAUCCCCGCCCUCCACCUCCACCAUCAAUUGGCUCGCGUUUCCAUUGGCGAGUCGCAUUGGCCGAGAAGGGCAAGCCCAUCACCACAUCCGGCCGUGCCACAGUCCUUCGCCCCGUUCCCUGCCCUCCACGGACCCGUACUAUCUACUAGUAGCAGCCAGGAACGACGAGGGAUCCCUGGCGGAGAUGUCGCCGCCGUGGCUUGACAGGGCAAUUAUAUAACCGACUCCGUCUACAUCUCUGGCCUCCCCCUUCCGUAUCCCUCCGCUGCCACAUUCUCGCUCGUUUCCCUUCCCUCGACGAGUUUACAGACCAACACAAUGGCCCCCCAAAU
Neohortaea acidophila is the source of this 746-nucleotide messenger RNA. RefSeq lists its product as uncharacterized. The transcript has 2 exons. Bases 244 to 618 code for a protein of 124 amino acids. Lineage: Eukaryota; Fungi; Ascomycota; Dothideomycetes; Mycosphaerellales; Teratosphaeriaceae. The record is from RefSeq and is a predicted model, not a curated record.